AAAAAAAAAAGAAAAAGAAAAAUUAACGAAACGAGACUCCCGCUGGAGGAAGUUGCGCCUGUCGUCGCAUUGUUUUCCCUGAAAAUUUGCGGGGCGAAUUCUAUUCGAAGCAACGAAUUAAACAAUGGCCAAUUUUCGCGGAUUCUACAUACCAUCCUUGGGAGCAACGAUCAACGUUGCCUGGGAAACAUUGAAAGCUAAAUGGCCAGAGAACAGUCCCUGUAUGGAACUUAUUCGCGGUCCAGGUCCAGGUCAACGACAGGCUCCAGGACAAAGUGGACAUGCACAGUUUAAAUCGUUCGACGAAGGUCGCGAUAACACUGAAAUGAUAACUAUGAACGGAGAUCAAGCAUAUCGGGACCAGAAUAACGUAGCCAUCGCCGAGGACUCAUUCAGUUAUCAACGAAACGGGGACAAAAUUAGAACAGGCAGCGUCAGUAGCGGUGAAUUUAGCGAAUACGAUGAAGGUGGCGGCGAAUUUGGUGGCUCGGGAGUAAAAAUUAACGAAUGGCAAGCCGCAUGGAACGUUACAAAUGCUAUACAGGGUAUGUUCAUCGUAUCGUUACCAUUCGCCGUGUUACGAGGCGGUUAUUGGGCCAUUGCCGCGAUGAUUGGUAUAGCUCAUAUCUGUUGUUACACCGGAAAGAUACUCGUUGAAUGUUUGUACGAAUUGGAUACCACGACUGGCCAACGUGUACGUGUGCGAGAUUCGUACGUAGCUAUCGCGAAAGAAUGUUUCGGGCCAACGUGGGGGGCCAGAGCGGUAAACAUCGCUCAAAUUAUCGAAUUGCUUAUGACGUGCAUCUUGUAUGUGGUCGUUUGCGGUGACUUGAUGAUAGGAACGUUCCCCGAAGGCGCAAUCGAUACUAGGAGUUGGAUGAUGUUGAUAGGGAUAUUUUUAUUGCCUCUCGGUUUUCUCAAGUCUCUGCAACACGUGUCGGUGCUUAGCUUUUGGUGUACGAUGUCACACUUGUUCAUAAACGCGAUCAUCGUCGGCUACUGCAUUUUGGAGAUCGGUGAUUGGGGCUGGUCCAAAGUGAAAUGGACGAUCGAUCUGCAGAAUUUCCCGAUAUCCCUUGGCGUGAUCGUAUUCAGCUAUACCUCGCAGAUAUUUUUACCCACGUUGGAGGGCAAUCUGAUCGAUCGGUCCAAGUUCGACUGGAUGUUGAACUGGAGCCAUAUCGCGGCCGCCGCGUUCAAAUCGCUUUUCGGUUGGAUCUGUUUUCUAACUUUCCAAAACGACACGCAGCAGGUGAUCACUAAUAAUUUACACUCGGCUGGUUUUAAGGGGCUGGUGAAUUUCUGUCUGGUCGUAAAGGCCGUGCUCUCUUAUCCAUUGCCGUAUUACGCGGCCUGUGAACUUCUCGAGAGAGCAUUCUUCAGGGGUAGACCGAAGACGAUCUUUCCAACGAUAUGGACGGUAGAUCGCGAGUUGAAAGUCUGGGGUCUAGCGUGGCGAGUCGGCGUGAUCGUUUUCACCAUUCUUAUGGCGAUCUUCAUACCGCACUUCAGUAUUCUCAUGGGAUUCAUAGGCUCGUUUACUGGUACCAUGUUGUCCUUCAUAUGGCCGUGUUAUUUUCAUUUGAAGUUAAAGAGAAACUCCAUGGAAUGGAGCGCUGUCGCGUACGAUUGUUUCGUAAUAUUUCUCGGUAUACUAUUCGGUGUUAUCGGAGUGUAUGAUUCAGGCUCUGCCUUGAUUAAUGCCUUUGAAAUCGGUCUGCCGUUUUGAACGCGUCGUAUAUACGAGUAUUCAGUUUCCACGAUCUCCAUUUGUCUCCCUCGCAGAAAUAGAAAACUUGAAAUACGAAUAAAGUACGUGUAGAUAUACAGACUCAAGGGAACCAUCGAAUUGCAGUUUGCGUCAAUUGAUUUUCAACAGUGAUUCAUAAUCGUCUGUCUGCAAAUAUUGUCACACGCAUGGCAAAAUAUUAUAUCAAGUAUAAAUAUGUAUAAAUCUCCGUAUCGCUUCUUAUCGGCUGCAGUGCAAUCCGCUAAUGCAUUCCCUUGAGAAUACGAAUGUAUUCGAUCAACGUACGGCGUUUAUAUUUUUGCUGAUUUCGAACGUUUUUAACGUUAAUCGUACAAAAUGAUAAAGGGAAAUGAUUCUAGCUAGAUGUCAUCGGUUAGGGAGAUUCUAUAAAAAAAGAAAAAAAAAAAAGA
Molecule: messenger RNA, 2160 nt
Organism: Heterotrigona itama
Lineage: Eukaryota; Metazoa; Arthropoda; Insecta; Hymenoptera; Apidae
Source: the annotation of a GenBank genome assembly